Molecule: messenger RNA, 2698 nt
Organism: Acyrthosiphon pisum (pea aphid)
Lineage: Eukaryota; Metazoa; Arthropoda; Insecta; Hemiptera; Aphididae
Exons: 3
Coding region: 557-1351 (264 amino acids)
Source: RefSeq, a predicted model, not a curated record
UCUCAUAGGAACGACAAGUGCCCGCCGGCAAGACAGUUCUGUUCGUACGCCAUAUACAUAAUAAUAUAUAAUACAUUGUAACGUUCGCGUCUUGCCGCGUUUCAAAACGAUUUUUCAAAUCGCGUUCGAAAUCGAAAUAACCGUUCGUUUUGAAUAAAAAUUUUAUGCAAUUUUUUUUCUCGUAAUUUUCCGUGGACGACGCGCACUCGCAAGCGCCCGAAGUGAUAUUUUUGUCGUAUAAUUGUGAUCACCAUACUGAUAUUGUAUACGGACGUGUGUGUGUCGACGACGAUUAUCACAGUAUCACACACAUACGUGCACGCAGCGCAGCUCACGACGGACGCACGCACACACGCGGGCGCGUUCCGCGUAUUAUAGCACCGUUCGUAACGACUACUGCUGCUGCCGCUAUACUGCGACUACGACUACGACUACAACUGUUGCUGUACAGUACAAGCCAACACUGGUGCUGCGAGACGACAUUCGCUCGCCGGUAACGACCAUCAGCGGGCAUCAGCCGCCCACCGCCGACAGUCAGCAGUCAGCCCGUCCGAACAUGACGUCGCCAUCAGCAGCACCCAGCGCGCCGCGCUCUUACGUGCCCAGAUCCGUGAUUGUGGCCGUCGUCGCCGCUCUGGCGUCGUGCACCGACGCCGCCACAGUGAUGACCAGAAUGAAAGACACCUCGAUGUUCAGAUCCAAAGGAGCCGUUGACGUGGACGGAAAUGCCGCCUCGUCGGCCAUCAAGGACAACGUCGCCGAUACGUACAACUUUAACGCUCAAAACUACACAAACACCGCCAACAUUACCGACUCGGAAGACGACGACGGUACAAUGGACGAGGAAGCGCUGUCCGCCGUGUGGUACCUAGCCGCAUUCGGCGGCCUGGUGCUCUUCUUCUUCGUGGUCACGUGCUCCGAACUUUUCUUUGGCAAUCCCAUCUACCAGCGCCGCGCCGUCGAGAUGCCGCACGCCGGUUACCUGCGCCGUCACGUGUACGGAAUCCGGAACCACGGACAGCACCACAACUACAAGCCCGAGACACCGCCCCCACCAUACCACCUGUUUGCGCCACCCAGUUACGACGACACCGUCAAGGGCGGGUUCGGACAGGUGUUGCAGCAGCAGCAGCAGCAGCAACCACAGCAGUACCACCACCGCGUUCCGGGCAAGAAGCUCGCCGACGUGUACGUGGUGCCCGUGCACGCGGCCACGACCGCCGCCACCGGCGCUACCACCUGCGCUGCCGGAGCCACCACCUGCGCCACGUGCACCACGAACGCCGUGGCCGUGGCGGUAGCAGACGCCAAACUGUUGGCCGCCGUGUUGCCGCAGACGAAAUUCAAAUAAUCGUCGCCGACGCUCUCCUCGCAUUUCGCUUCCCAUCAUCAUAAUAUAUUCGUUCCCUCGUCCUCGGUCCGCCACUGGAUUUUUACCCCUCCGGACGGACGGCGAUGGACGACGACCACGACAACGACAAGAUACUAAUUUUUUUCGCGCAAAAAGACGACGCGAAUAUAGUAAUAUAAUAAUCAAAAACAAUUAGUAUAAUAUUAUUAUAUAAUAAUAUCUCGUAUGAUAUUUUCUCUCGAAUCACUCUCACUCUCUCUCUCUCUCUCUCUCUCUCUGCCGUCGUGUCGUAUCACAGGCGCGUUCUUUGAUCUCAUUUUUAUACAUAUGUGUACAUAUUCAAACGUUAUUUUUAUACACGAUCACACACACACACGCGCACUAACUUACACGCGAGUUAACAUUAUAUACACGGUUAUGUAACAACGAUAAACGCGUUACAAUAUUAGAUUAUUCGUACGUUCGUUCAGACAUUGUUGUUAUUCGUCCACGUACGAUAUCAAUUAUACAUAUUAUUGUGUUUAUAUAAUUUAAUAUUAUUCGUACAUCUCUGAGUACUUUCCAAACGUUUUUAUAUUUUAUUUAUUAUUAAUUAUUAUUAUUAUUAUAAAUCAUGCGUGUGUGUAUGUGCGACUUUUUUUACAUUAUAUUAUAUACAUAUUAUAAUUAUACCCAUUAUUUUAUUUAUUAUAUACUUACAUUAAUAUUACGAUAUUAAAUUCAAUACAACGACGUAUCAUUAUAUCAUUUUAUUCGUCGCGUGCAUUAUAACGCGCGCCAGUCUGAACAGCGGCGGAGGACCGUUCGCGAUUAUUGUGAACGAGCCGGGCGGGACACGUCUCUCCUACAGUCCUACGCGGCAGUCGAGCCCGCGCCGCCGGACAAACACGUUGGACGCGUCCGGUCCGCGGCGGGCGAUCGACUCGCUUGCUCGCGUGUGCCCGUACCCUAUCCGUCCGGCGUACGUGCAGCCUCGCGCAUCGUCCACUCCGUUUCCACCAUUUUUACCAUAUAUGUAAUAUUGUGUACACUCAUCAUAAUUUUGUAUUAUAUUUGACGUUAUACAUUAUAAUAUGAACGCGGAGGAUAAGUCACACGCGAUCCGAUGAAUAUUAUUGAUAAAAUAAUUGUUCUCGUGACUGCGCGAGAUUUUGAUAUUGUGUGUACCUACGUGUUUUUUUUUUGUGUCUAUAUCGACCGUGUAUACGUAUGAAUGUUUUUUUUUUUUUUUUAACCUAUAUUGAAUUUACGUGCUGAACGUAGCCUAUAUUAGGCGAUUUCUUUUCUUUCUUUUUAUAUAAUUUAUUUAAUAAACACUGUUACCAAGACACAUUUUUAUCUACACAA